Molecule: messenger RNA, 632 nt
Organism: Megalops cyprinoides (Indo-Pacific tarpon)
Lineage: Eukaryota; Metazoa; Chordata; Actinopteri; Elopiformes; Megalopidae
Product: lysozyme g-like
Exons: 5
Coding region: 75-632 (185 amino acids)
Biological process (GO): peptidoglycan catabolic process; defense response to Gram-positive bacterium
Cellular component (GO): extracellular region
Molecular function (GO): lysozyme activity
Source: RefSeq, a predicted model, not a curated record
UGCACUGACAAAAAGUCACCUGUGCUUUUUUAGGGUUACAGAUAAGGACAAGACAACACCUAGAGUCAGCAGACAUGGCAGGUCGUUAUGGAGAUGUCAUGAGAGUUGAUACUACAGGUGCUUCUGCUAAAACAUCCAAUGAUGACAAUCAACCCGUGCAAGGCGUGGCCGCGUCGCACAGAAUGGCACAACAUGACCUGCCCCAGAUGAACAGAUACAAGCAUACCAUCCAGCGGGUGGGCCGGUCUGAGGGUGUGGACCCGGCGGUCAUCGCAGGAGUCAUGUCCCGCGAAUCGCGAGCCGGGACCGGGCUGAAGAACGGAUGGGGGGACCACGGGAAUGCCUAUGGGCUCAUGCAGGUUGACAAGAAUUACCACACCCCACAAGGUCGAUGGGACAGUGAGGAGCAUAUUACCCAGGCAACCAGAAUUCUUGUCAGCUCCAUUAACGAUGUGAAAAGAAAUCAUCCUGACUGGAGCCAGGAACAGUGUCUCAAAGGUGGGCUGGCAGCCUACAACAAGGGACCCAAUGCUGUCAAGUCCUACCGGGAGGUUGAUGCUCAGACCACCGACCGCGACUACUCCAACGACGUGGUGGCCAGGGCCCAGUUUUACAAAAGCCAGGGCUAUUAG